AGAGCUGGUUCGAGAGCUGCCGCCCAGGAUUAUUCUCUUUGAAGCAGCCAAUAUACCGAUAUCUCCCUUGGGAAUUUGCCUUCAAUGGCCCAAGUUGUUCCGAAACAGCAUCACAGGAAAAGACAAUGUCCUGUUUCCCCAUUGUGGGGUCAUUGGUAUUCAUAGUCCAAGUCGAGUUGGCGACGUAUGCAUCCACAUUAACCUGAGACUUGGGGACAGAACAGAAAAGUUGAGCGGUAGCAGAUUGGCCUGCGGCGAGCUCAGUCCCUUCGCCCAGAUCAAUCCCGUUGCGCGCACUAGUUCCAAAAGUGUCAGUGUGCCCCGACGAUAAAGUGAGCUCUAAAGGAAGGUCCUACCCAACGACUUUGCCAGCACC
Molecule: messenger RNA, 376 nt
Organism: Tuber aestivum (summer truffle)
Lineage: Eukaryota; Fungi; Ascomycota; Pezizomycetes; Pezizales; Tuberaceae
Source: the annotation of a GenBank genome assembly